Gastrolobium bilobum is the source of this 1564-nucleotide messenger RNA. Its product is annotated as myb family transcription factor PHL11. The coding region runs from base 542 to 1348 and encodes 268 amino acids. The transcript is spliced from 6 exons. NCBI's taxonomy places the organism in Eukaryota, Viridiplantae, Streptophyta, Magnoliopsida, Fabales, Fabaceae. Gene Ontology annotation, molecular function: DNA binding; DNA-binding transcription factor activity. The record is from RefSeq and is a predicted model, not a curated record.
UGCAUAAUAUUAUAUUUUAGGACUAGUGUGACAAUAAUUUGAAUCACUGUUACACAAUUAUAUAAACCCAAUCAAACGCCGCGUAUGACGCUUUUUGUUUUUGUUGCUUCUUAAGCUAUUCAGCCAUUCUUUCUUUCUUUUUUCUUUUCAAAACAACACUAUUCCUCUGUUUUCCUGUAAUCAAUGAUGUUCUGUUCUCUUGAGUUGAUUGGUUGUGGUUUAAUUCCAAUAGGUUAUGAUUACUGAUCAGAGUGUGUUUUGGUUGGGAGUGGUUAUUGUUUUCUGGAAUUACAGAUUCCGCCAUUAAAACAUCGUCACUUGCAGAGGGUAUAUCUUCCUGUGGCCUACACGCAUCCCCUUCUUUUUUUUUCCUCUUUUUGGGACCUCUUGAUAGAAUGAAGGCACUGUUUGGCUGAGACGUAUAAAGCAAAAGCUGCAAGUGGGAUUCAUUGGAAUUUGCUUUUUUUGGAAGUUGAAAAACAAAGAAAAAGAAAAGAAGCGUUGAAGUUGAAGUUGAAGCUGAAGCAGAAGGAAGUGAGUGAUGGAGAAUGGUGGCGGAGGUUAUAAUGGGGUGGUGAUGACGAUGACGAGAGACCCAAAGCCGAGGCUGAGGUGGACAACUGAUCUUCACGACCGGUUUGUGGACGCCGUCACAAAGCUUGGUGGUCCUGACAAGGCGACUCCCAAGUCUGUUCUGAGGUUAAUGGGCUUGAAAGGUUUGACAUUAUAUCAUUUGAAGAGCCAUUUACAGAAGUAUAGACUUGGGCAGCAGGCUCGAAAACAAAAUGAAGAACAGCACAAAGAGAAUAAGAGAUGUUCGUAUGUAAAUUUCAGUGAUCUUUCUUCAGAACCUAACACCAGUUACAGAGGUGAUACUGAAUGCGGAGAAAUCCCAGUAGCAGAAGCACUGAGGCAUCAGAUUGAAGUUCAAAAGAGGUUAGAAGAGCAGCUCGAGGUGCAUAAGAAAUUGCAGAUGAGAAUAGAGGCCCAAGGGAAGUAUUUGCAAACCGUGUUAGAGAAAGCUCGGAGGACCCUUUCCCUGGAUGGACCGGGCAGUCUUGAAGCAUCAAGAGCUCAAUUGACUGAAUUCAACUCUGCUUUGUCAAAUUUCAUGGAAAAUAUGAAUAAAGAUAGCAAAGAAAACAUAAUAGACGUGAAUGAUUUCUAUAAUAAGAGCCAUGUCUCAGCUUUCCAUUAUCAAGAAGUAGGAAGUGAAGAAAAUAAGGAUCAAAAGCCUAAGGUUGAAGGGGGUUCAGUACAGUUUGACUUAAACAUCAAAGGUAGUAAUGACCUUGUAUCCGCAGGUGGAGCUGAAAUGGAAGCCAAGAUGCUUUCAUAUAGGAUAUAAAGGUUUUGAAUUAUCAUAUGUUUAACCAUUGAAUUGAAUGUUAUAUACCCCUUUCCCUAGAUAUUGUCCAUAAUUUUCUCCUUCUCUCUUAUUGACUAAAGUUACAUUUAGGAUAACAUGUUAUCUCUACCUUUUUCUAAAGGAAAGCUAAUAUCUAUGCUUAUUCCCCACUUUCUAUCUUCGCUUACACCAAACUUCAAGUUGCAAAAACCGAGC